Molecule: messenger RNA, 3807 nt
Organism: Ictalurus furcatus (blue catfish)
Lineage: Eukaryota; Metazoa; Chordata; Actinopteri; Siluriformes; Ictaluridae
Gene: foxi1
Product: forkhead box i1
Exons: 2
Coding region: 413-1546 (377 amino acids)
Biological process (GO): cell differentiation; anatomical structure morphogenesis; regulation of transcription by RNA polymerase II
Molecular function (GO): RNA polymerase II cis-regulatory region sequence-specific DNA binding; DNA-binding transcription factor activity, RNA polymerase II-specific
Source: RefSeq, a predicted model, not a curated record
UUUAAUUUUAUUUAUUGAUUUAUUUGCUUUCUGUCAUAUUUUAUUAAAUUUCUAUUUUUAUUUAUAAAUACUGUAUAUUCCUAGUACUAGGUUACUGCAAAAACGAAAGAAAAUCGGGUUUAGGGACACACUGUCUUUUUCAGGCAUAGAGAAGAUGCAUUUGGUUUAAAGAAGAAGCUAAGAAGUAGCUCCUUUAACAUGCAUAUCACCCGCAGGAUCUCGACGCCGGGUUGAUGCAUAUUGGAUGAAGGCCAUCAGAGUGAGGUGGGUGUGGGAGGUGUCCUCAUUCACAAAUUCAUUCAUUUACCCCUUCUUACCAACCUGCUUAAAUACCCCUCCCCGGAGACCUCUUACAGCAUUAGUACAGUGAAACCCCAGCAGAGAGACACACACUACAAACCCGGCACGCUUCAUGUUUCUCGAAGGAGAGCGGAUUAUGAGCGCCUUCGGGCAGCAGCCGUCGCCGCAGCAGUUGAGCCCGGUGGCCAACCCGAGCGCGCAGGACGUGUUGGACAUGGCCGCCUACUGCGACAACCUGAGCGCCUACCACCACCACCACCACCAUCACCAUCAACAACAGCAGAGCGCACACCACCCAUCACCCAGAUCUUCUGUGCAUGCUCCGGCCUACGGCCUGGCUGAGUACGCAGCUCCCGGUGCUAACCCGUACCUGUGGCUAAACGGGCCGAGCAUCGGCACCGCUUCCUCUCCGUACCUUCCAGGAGGCGCGAACGGGGCCUCCACUCACAUGCAGCCUGGUUAUGGAGCGAAUCAGCGGCAGUUCCUGGCACCUCCAGCCGGGUUCCACGGGACCGACCUCUCAUGGCUGGCCGUCCCGGGACAACAGGACCUUUUCAAGAUGGUUCGACCUCCAUACUCGUACUCCGCCCUGAUUGCCAUGGCUAUCCAGAACGCACAGGGCAAGAAACUCACACUCAGCCAGAUCUACCAGUAUGUCUCCGAUAACUUCCCGUUUUACAAAAAGAGCAAAGCAGGCUGGCAGAACUCCAUCAGGCACAACCUCUCGCUUAAUGACUGCUUUAAGAAGGUCGCGCGUGACGAGGACGAUCCCGGCAAGGGCAAUUACUGGACUCUGGACCCGAACUGUGAGAAAAUGUUUGACAACGGUAACUUCAGGAGGAAGAGGAAAAGACGAGUGGAUGCGGUGAAAACGGAGGACACGAGCGCGCUCAAACUGGCGGACACGGCGAGCCUGUCGGGGGUCGUGCAGCGUUCCCCGAGCCCGAGCGAGCCCAAAUCCUCACCAGAACCCAGCCCGUGUUUUAACACGUUUGUCAGCACCAUGAACUCGGUGAUGGCAGGAAGCGGUGACGGGAUGAGGGCGCGGGACACCGGCGCGCUGCUGGCGGAUUUAACGCGUGGCCGGGAGGGUGUGUCGCCCCUGAGCUCCUACUGCCCCGGAGAGACAGCGCCUCCGAGCGACCCGGCCCACAUGAGCCACAGACUGAGCUACUACACCCCCGGCUUCGGCAAUCACUUCAGCGUGAACAAUUUAAUCUACAACCGAGAGGGAACCGAGGUUUAGGCGGGACUUGGAUAGACAGAAUAGGAUCUAACUGCGCUCUGUGAGCGCACACCUCAUCUUUUCACCUUUACUUGUGCUUUGUUUUUUUUUGUUUUUUUGUUUUUUUUUGACACAGUACCAAACCAAUUGCACUGUCAAGUUCUGUAAAUAUGUAUAUACGCAGUAAACUUUCCUAUAUUCCAGUUGAUUUGUCAGGCUUGAUGCUCUUGCAUCUAUCGCAAAGAAAUAAAAAUAAUAAACCGCUUUGCAUGGACAUCACCUGCACGGGUCCUAAGUCUAAAUGUGGAGCUUUUACUCAGCAGGAAGCUAGGAUAAGAAUGUUACUGUGUAUGGAACAUGGUUAUUGAAAAACUAUUUUCGUGUUAUACCCAUGUUUCAGUAAGCAUGCUGCAUCAUGUUCAUGGUCCACAUUGUCAAAUUUGUACAAAAUUUUGUUGACUUUUUGCAGACAGAUAUCGAUGUAUAGUUUAUUUAAUUAAUGCGUUCGUAUUUUGUAAAUUAUGUUGUAAAUAAACUGUGUACAACAUGUUUGGUAGUGUAUUAUUAUUAUUAUUAUUAUUAUUAUUAUUAUUAUUAUUAUUAUUAUUAUUACUCAUUUUUAUUAUUAUUAUUAUUAUUAUUAUUAUGGCAUGAUGUGGUGGCUUUUGGUACAUUUAUAUAUUUUGGUUAAAACUACAUACCUACAUACUGUUUUUUUUUUUUGCACAGGGCAUUACAUACACGUUAAAAAGUACAUAAAAAGUAAUAAUAACAGUAUAAUAAUAAUAAUAAUAAUAAUAAUAAUAAUAAUAAUAAUAAUAACAACAGCAGUAGUAGUAGUAGUGAAUUAAAACUGGCUACAAACGUUUACAGACACAGGUACACACACACGCACACACAGUAUUUGUUCCCUCAGUAUAUAAGUGGGUAUUUGGAACUUACAUUCACUUUACCAUAUUUCUUUCCUCCUUAUUUUCGUAUAUUCUGACGUCACCCUACAUGCAUAUUUUAGUCCGUGCCCUCUUAGAAAAGCCUGACCCAUUCCAGCAGCACAUCAUGUACAACAACUCCAUCGAGCUGACAUUUUUUUUUUCCUAAGAAGUAUUUAGUGUUUAAUCGAGCACUGGAGUGAACGCGCGUCCCCGCUGCGCGCUCCUCUAAUUACGCACUGCUUCGAGCUCGAACCCUUGAACUCUUCUCUCUCCUGUAACAGUGAUUCCCCACUCUCAUGAAGCGUUUAUUACCUGUGUAGUGUUCAGGCAAGUGCAUUAGGUGAUGGUCUACAUAUUGUCAUGACUCGGUGAUAGCAAGAAUCCCUUGCAGUUCCCUUUAUUUAACUCAUGUCCCGUCGAUAACAUUAGAUAAGCCUUGGCCAUUUUCCGCUUGUCACUUCGCAUCGAGCUGAUUUCAACGAGUUCAAGAGUUCAGCUGGCGCUUUUAUUUAUACGCGGCUUAUUUAACGGUGGAUGAAAAAUUUGUCUUUUCAUCCAGAUCGUCUGUCUCUCAUCCUCUCUUUCUCCAGGAUGAUUUUACUGCCCACAGCUGUUUCCUUUUAUUUACCCGAACCGGGCGUUUCAUCACUCUGUUAACUCCGAAGCUGCUCAAGAGUGUGUGAGAAAGUGGGCUGAUGUACAGUGGAGAUGUUUCAUCUCUGAUCUGUAUUAUGGCUGUGAGUAGGCAUGUUUGCGGGCAUCCCAUCGACCUGACCCCAACACAACAGACAUUCUGUUCCAGGUCGAGCUCAGGAAAAUGAUUUUCCCAGUGGACAUAUCUAACUUGCCCACGUGCUUACUCCUGUGCCAUUUAGGAGCACUGCAGCACUCCAUAUCCGAUAUCACAACAAGUAAACACAAGAAAACACAUUUAACUGGAACAUAACGGAGCAAAGUGUGGAACAAAACUGAAAUUAACAGGAGGAGGGAUUUUAUUGAAGCACAGGCAACCCAUGACCUUUCAUAUGGCCAGGAGUGCUAUUUAUCUGUGCUGUACAGUAAUACAUUAAUUAAUAGUAAUCAUUAUAAUAAUAAUAAAAACGACCAAUAUUCUCACAGAGUGAGGCUCACUUUAAUUAACACACUGAAAUGCCUUUAACUUGGCAAAAAUGUAAAUAUCAUUUCAGAGACUUUACACAUCGGCUACGGGGGCAAAACUUCAUUAAAAUUAAUAUUUAUAAAACCUAGAACUCGAAUAAAUAAAUCUAUAAGUUAUUUUGUUAGUCACUAGAUAUAUUAUAACGAUAGCUAUUGACUAACCAAAUAAUUUAAAGAAAAUGUACAGUUAAA